CGCAAACACCUACCCUAUUACUCACAUGUCCCGGAAUCUAGUAUGUGAUCACUAUGAUAUACCCACAUCUACUCGUCCGACAGCAUGACCAGCUCCAAAUGGAUAUCCAUGGCUGCCUAUGUAUGGACACUAACCAACUCCUCACUCACUUUCACUUCCUCGCGGGCUUUCACUUGGCGCGCACAACCUCUUCAUGUGCUAUCUUUCUCACUUUACAUCUAACACUGCUUCCCUUCAACCGUCACAAUGUCUUCACGCCUGCGUUACAUCUGGAACAUGUCUUCUACUCAACCACCCGACGUUAAAGUCACCCAGGCUUUCACAGGACUUGAAUGCCUGCCCACCGAACUGAUCGAGCAGAUCGCGUCGGAGCUGAUGACAAAGUAUGAGGGCUGCGAAACGGAUAGGCAAUUCCUGCAAGAGUCUUCCGCUGUCGUUUGUACAGAUCUUCUCGCCUUCCGACUCACAUCCCGAACAAUCCACGCCAAAACCCAGCACAGCUUCAGCCAAUGCUUCCAAACCCACGUCGUCGUGUUCAAUACCCCAGGAUGCUUGAAAUUGCUUCAUGUAGCGAAUAAUGCAAUGCUUCGUCCUGUGGUACGGCAUCUCAUCUUCAUCGCUUCCGGAACGAAGGAAAAGACACUUGAAAUCGUAGCAAAAGCGCCAAAACUGCUCUAUGAAUAUCCCAUCGAUACCGCAAUUCUAAUCGUUGCGAUGAAGAAAUUGGAUAUCAGGUCGAUUUGGAUUACGCCCAAACUCGGAUCUACAAAACUUAUAGGCCUAAAGGACAUCUUGACUGCCACCUCCAAUCUCACACGCCUAGUCCUAAGCCUCGACAAAGCAUCCGCAGACCACAUAUGGCGCCAUCAGUCGCUGCGCGGCUCUGCUGAGCCUGCCCGUCGCUUAUGGCGAGUGCUUGCCAGCCUUCACUUCUGGAAGUUGGAGUACUUACGUCUAUCAGGCUGGUUCAUGUCACCUAAGCUGUUGGAGGACUUUCUUGUCAAGCACGCGCAGACACUCACGUCACUUCAUCUGGACAGAUGUUUUCUCUCUGGCGCAUGGGUACCAGUGCUCGCUAGGCUCCAGGCCUCGCCGACACUGAGGACAAUGCAGCUCUCUCAGAUCAGUCAGAACUGGUGGCGCGUUGUGUUUCCGAGGACGAGUAUACCGCAAUGUUAUGCGAGCGAUUUCGAGAAAGGGUGGCAGAUUGUAUCGAAAGGUUAUGGACCAGAGGUGUUGAUUGAGCCGUGGCAGGACUGGGCUACGCGGCUGCAUGAGAUCCUUGUGGAUCUGAGGACCACAAAUACAAGAGCUAAUCCAGCCGCACCUGAUGCGCUUCGGUGGUUCUAUUGA
Messenger RNA from Dothidotthia symphoricarpi CBS 119687, 1353 nucleotides. RefSeq lists its product as uncharacterized. The record is from RefSeq and is a predicted model, not a curated record. The coding region runs from base 247 to 1353 and encodes 368 amino acids. Lineage: Eukaryota; Fungi; Ascomycota; Dothideomycetes; Pleosporales; Dothidotthiaceae. The transcript is spliced from 3 exons.